Messenger RNA from Pseudophryne corroboree (corroboree frog), 9303 nucleotides. RefSeq names its product interleukin-11 receptor subunit alpha-like. Gene Ontology annotation, molecular function: cytokine binding; cytokine receptor activity. Gene Ontology annotation, cellular component: signaling receptor complex; external side of plasma membrane; membrane. The transcript is spliced from 13 exons. NCBI's taxonomy places the organism in Eukaryota, Metazoa, Chordata, Amphibia, Anura, Myobatrachidae. Gene Ontology annotation, biological process: cytokine-mediated signaling pathway. The record is from RefSeq and is a predicted model, not a curated record. Bases 247 to 1491 code for a protein of 414 amino acids.
CACCUCUCCUAUGCUUUAGCUUUUGGUUGGAGCUUGGAGGAAGGGUUCAGGUUUCAGUCCUGCGAGGAGGGGGUUUGGCGCUGGGAGCGCAGCCUGGCCGGGUACCGAGCUCUCUCAUAUUUCUAUUUUUCUUCUUAAUUUGCUCUGUGAGUUUUUUGAGUUUUUCCAAAGCAGAGCAGAGGACUUGUACACCGGACCUGGACCCACGAUGAUGUGCAGCAGGCGACACUCUAUGGGGAGGUGAAGAUGAGCAGCUUUGCACCAUGUCUUAGCCGGGUGAUUUGUCUCCUCGCUGUGGCCGCGGUCUCCAGGUCGCUAUCUGCGCAUACAUGGGAGGAGGAAGGUGUCACAUAUGGGAGAAUUGGAGACAAUGUCACCUUGAAGUGCGACAGCAGAAAUGACAGUUCGGUGACGGAGUGGAGAUACAAUGGUUCCCCACAUGUCCCCUGGGGCCUCCUCACUAAUCCAGGAGACCUGCACCUUCCAAAUGUCGCCCAUUCAGUGAUGGGGAACUAUACCUGCCACAGCCAGUCGGGGGAGCUCCUGCGCUCCGUGCUGCUAAAGCUGGGAUAUCCACCCGGUAUUCCGUCUGUCACCUGCAGAGCUUCCGAUUAUCACAACUUUUCCUGCUAUUGGAAGCCGUCUGUGGACACUAUGCUGCCUACAAGAUACAUCACAUCCUAUCGGGAAGACAGGAACAGUCCAGAGAUCUGCCUGCAGGAUCCCAUCUAUCCCAACAUGUGCGCGGUGAGACACUCCAAGCUGUGGACCUCCUAUCAGAUGAACAUCACCGAGGAGAAUCCGCUGGGAUCCACCUUUAGGAUCCUGGAGUUUACCGUGCACUCUAUCGUGAAGCCGGACCCCCCGGAAAUCUUGUCUGCGGACGCCAUCCCUUUUGCACCCAGGCGGUUACUUGUUACGUGGACAUACCCAUCCACGUGGCCCCAGGAGCCACACUUCAAGCUGAAAUUCCGGCUACAGUACAGACCUGUACUUCACAUGUACUGGUCCAUGGUGGAGACGGCCAACCUGUCAGACAUUAUCACUGACGCAUUCAUUGGCGCGGAACACAUUCUUCAGGUCAGCGCCAGAGACUUCCUGGAUGCCGGCAACUGGAGCGAUUGGAGUGUGGAAGCCAGAGCCACGCCGUGGACUAUGUCAGCCUUGGAGGACAGUAAUACAACCACUAAGGAAGAUCCGGACCCACACAUACAGGAAUCAUUUGUGCCAGACUCAGAGCUCAGCAAUAAAACCACUACGGAAGAGCCGGAACCUCAAGUCCAGGAACCAUUUGACCAGAAUGACUCCGUGGAGAAGGUGGUGAUCCUGAUAUCUCUGGGGAUUUUCGGCUUUGUGGUUCUCGUCCUUUUUUUGAUUUUCGGAGCCCUGAUCUGGGUGAGAGUGGGAAGGACAGUCAAGGACAGCGGUAUAAAGAUGAACUUUCUGUCCGCCAUUCACCUGAAGACUCUGCCAAAAAGCCAAAUCUUGUAGUUACCUUGAAGAAAGGGAUACAAUCUGGUACCUGACUGAAGGAAACAGCGCCUGCAUAGAUGUACCUACUCCUGCCGAGAUGGGAAGGAAUUAGAGAGUGUCCUUCUAUAGAACGUGAGAGCUGCAGACUAUCACUGCCACGUACAGAAACUCGGAGCUGCAGGCUGUCACAGCCACGUACAGUAACGUGGAGCUGCAGACUAUCACAGCCACGUACAGUAACUCGGAGCUGCAGACUAUCACUGCCACGUACAGUAACUCAGAGCUGCAGGCUAUCACAGCCACGUACAGUAACUCGGAGCUGCAGUCUAUCACAACCACGUACAGGAACUCGGAGCUGCAGACUACCACAGCCACGUACAGUAACUCAGAGCUGCAGACUAUCACAGCCUCGUACGGUAACUCAUCCUGCUCAUCAGACGGAAACUCGUCCUGGCUUAACCUUCCAGACAGAGAUCACGUAUCAGACCGAUGAGUCCUGGCCAGGCCGCUAUGGUCCAUAUGAACAACCAUUGCUGCUAUAUCAUAAACUUUCCUUCACACUGCAGAGCGUCAUGCCCCCGUCCUGCUCUCACGCGCCAGCACUUAUUGUACGGACGCUAUGAACGCGCUGCGCGGUGUCUGGGAGACAGUGAUGUGGUUUGUGACAUUCAGAAGCUUUGUUUCCUUCCUGUCAUUAUGUCUAUGGAUUUACACACAAUCCGUUAUACAGUAAGCAGUUCGUAAAGCUAAACUGGGGUGAGGGGGGCCCUCGUAUCCCAGGAGCCCCCUGUGCCUUUCCCACACCCCCAGUCUGUAUGUCAUCAUGUGGAUAUUAGUUAUUAUGUGUCCUGGGUGAUGCCAGCAAUACACUGCCAUAUUUCUUCUAUUAUUAUUUUAGAGACUUGUAAAAAAAAAAUCCUUUUACAUCUUUCAUUGUGACUGUGUAAUAGAAGAUAGCCUAUGCUGCCAUUUACUAACCCGGGGUAACCCGCAUUAUGUGUCACUCCUCUGAUUUCCCUCAUGUUGUGUGACUGCGCUGACAUCCUCCCUGCUAUGUGACUGCUCUGACAUCAUCUGUGCUGUGUGACUGCUCUGAUCUCCUCCCUGCUGUGUGACUGCUCUGACAUCCUCUGUGCUGUGUGACUGCUCUGAUCUCCUCCCUGCUGUGUGACUGCUCUGACAUCCUCUGUGCUGUGUGACUGCUCUGAUCUCCUCCCUGCUGUGUGACUGCUCUGACAUCCUCUGUGCUGUGUGACUGCUCUGAUCUCCUCCCUGCUGUGUGACUGCUCUGACAUCAUCUGUGCUGUGUGACUGCUCUGAUCUCCUCCCUGCUGUGUGACUGCUCUGACAUCAUCUGUGCUGUGUGACUGCUCUGAUCUCCUCCCUGCUGUGUGACUGCUCUGACAUCAUCUGUGCUGUGUGACUGCUCUGAUCUCCCUGCUGUGUGACUGCUCUGACAUCCUCUGUGCUGUGUGACUCCUCUGAUCUCCUCCCUGCUGUGUGACUGCUCUGACAUCAUCUGUGCUGUGUCACUGCUCUGAUCUCCUCCCUGCUGUGUGACUGCUCUUAUCUCCUCCCUGCUGUGUGACUGCUCUGACAUCCUCUGUGCUGUGUGACUGCUCUGAUCUCCUCCCUGCUGUGUGACUGCUCUGACAUCCUCUGUGCUGUGUGACUGCCCUGAUCUCCUCCUUGCUGUGUGACUGCUCUGAUCUCCUCCCUGCUGUGUGACUGCUCUGACAUCCUCUGUGCUGUGUGACUGCUCUGAUCUCCUCCCUGCUGUGUGACUGCUCUGACAUCAUCUGUGCUGUGUGACUGCUCUGAUCUCCUCCCUGCUGUGUGACUGCUCUGAUCUUCUCCCUGCUGUGUGACUGCUCUGACAUCAUCUGUGCUGUGUGACUGCUCUGAUCUCCUCCCUGCUGUGUGACUGCUCUGAUCUCCUCCCUGCUGUGUGACUGCUCUGACAUCCUCUGUGCUGUGUGACUGCUCUGACAUCCUCUGUGCUGUGUGACUGCUCUGAUCUCCUCCACGCUGUGUGACUGCUCUGAUCUCCUCCACGCUGUGUGACUGCUCUGAUCUCCUGUAUAUUCUGCGUGACUGCUCUGAUCUCCCCUGUGCUGUGUGACUGCUCUGAUCUCCUGUAUUCUGUGUGACUGCUCUGAUCUCCUGUAUUCUGUGUGACCGCUCUGAUCUCCCCUGAGCUGUGUGACCGCUGAUCUCCCCUGUGCUGUGUGACCGCUGAUCUCCCCUGUGCUGUGUGACCGCUCUGAUCUCCUGUAUUCUGUGUGACCGCUCUGAUCUCCCCUGUGCUGUGUGACCGCUGAUCUCCCCUGUGCUGUGUGACUGCUCUGAUCUCCCCUGUGCUGUGUGACCGCUGAUCUCCCCUGUGCUGUGUGACCGCUGAUCUCCCCUGUGCUGUGUGACCGCUCUGAUCUCCCCUGUGCUGUGUGACUGCUCUGAUCUCCCCUGUGCUGUGUGACCGCUCUGAUCUCCCCUGUGCUGUGUGACCGCUCUGAUCUCCUGUAUUCUGUGUGACUGCUCUGAUCUCCCCUGUGCUGUGUGACCGCUCUGAUCUCCCCUGUGCUGUGUGACUGCUCUGAUCUCCUGUAUUCUGUGUGACCGCUCUGAUCUCCCCUGUGCUGUGUGACCGCUGAUCUCCCCUGUGCUGUGUGACCGCUGAUCUCCCCUGUGCUGUGUGACCGCUGAUCUCCCCUGUGCUGUGUGCCCGCUCUGAUCUCCUGUAUUCUGUGUGACCGCUCUGAUCUCCUGUAUUCUGUGUGACUGCUCUGAUCUCCUGUAUUCUGUGUGACCGCUCUGAUCUCCCCUGUGCUGUGUGACCGCUGAUCUCCCCUGUGCUGUGUGACCGCUGAUCUCCCCUGUGCUGUGUGACCGCUCUGAUCUCCUGUAUUCUGUGUGACCGCUCUGAUCUCCCCUGUGCUGUGUGACCGCUGAUCUCCCCUGUGCUGUGUGACUGCUCUGAUCUCCCCUGUGCUGUGUGACCGCUGAUCUCCCCUGUGCUGUGUGACCGCUGAUCUCCCCUGUGCUGUGUGACCGCUCUGAUCUCUCCUGUGCUGUGUGACUGCUCUGAUCUCCCCUGUGCUGUGUGACCGCUCUGAUCUCCCCUGUGCUGUGUGACCGCUCUGAUCUCCUGUAUUCUGUGUGACUGCUCUGAUCUCCCCUGUGCUGUGUGACCGCUCUGAUCUCCCCUGUGCUGUGUGACCGCUCUGAUCUCCUGUAUUCUGUGUGACUGCUCUGAUCUCCUGUAUUCUGUGUGACCGCUCUGAUCUCCCCUGUGCUGUGUGACUGCUGAUCUCCCCUGUGCUGUGUGACAGCUGAUCUCCCCUGUGCUGUGUGACCGCUGAUCUCCCCUGUGCUGUGUGACCGCUCUGAUCUCCUGUAUUCUGUGUGACCACUCUGAUCUCCCCUGUGCUGUGUGACCGCUGAUCUCCCCUGUGCUGUGUGACCGCUCUGAUCUCCCCUGUGCUGUGUGACCGCUCUGAUCUCCCCUGUGCUGUGUGACUGCUGUGAUCUCCCCUGUGCUGUGUGACUGCUGUGAUCUCCCCUGUGCUGUGUGACCGCUCUGAUCUCCCCUGUGCUGUGUAACCGCUGUGAUCUCCCCUGUGCUGUGUGACCGCUCUGAUCUUCCCUGUGCUGUGUGACCGCUCUGAUCUCCCCUGUGCUGUGUGACCGCUCUGAUCUCCCCUGUGCUGUGUGACCGCUCUGAUCUCCCCUGUGCUCUGUGACCGCUCUGAUCUCCCCUGUGCUGUGUGACUGCUGUGAUCUCCCCUGUGCUGUGUGACUGCUGUGAUCUCCCCUGUGCUGUGUAACCGCUGUGAUCUCCCCUGUGCUGUGUGACCGCUCUGAUCUUCCCUGUGCUGUGUGACCGCUCUGAUCUCCCCUGUGCUGUGUGACCGCUCUGAUCUCCCCUGUGCUGUGUGACCGCUCUAAUCUCCCCUGUGCUCUGUGACCGCUCUGAUCUCCCCUGUGCUCUGUGACCGCUCUGAUCUCCCCUGUGCUGUGUGACUGCUGUGAUCUCCCCUGUGCUGUGUGACUGCUGUGAUCGCCCCUGUGCUGUGUGACUGCUCUGAUCUCCUGUAUUCUGUGUGACCGCUCUGAUCUCCCCUGUGCUGUGUGACCGCUCUGAUCUCCCCUGUGCUGUGUGACCGCUCUGAUCUCCCCUGUGCUGUGUGACCGCUGAUCUCCCCUGUGCUGUGUGACUGCUCUGAUCUCCCCUGUGCUGUGUGACCGCUCUGAUCUCCCCUGUGCUGUGUGACCGCUCUGAUCUCCUGUAUUCUGUGUGACCGCUCUGAUCUCCCCUGUGCUGUGUGACCGCUGAUCUCCCCUGUGCUGUGUGACCGCGCUGAUCUCCCCUGUGCUGUGUGACCGCUCUGAUCUCCCCUGUGCUGUGUGACCGCUCUGAUCUCCACUGUGCUGUGUGACCGCUGAUCUCCCCUGUGCUGUGUGACCGCGCUGAUCUCCCCUGUGCUGUGUGACCGCGCUGAUCUCCCCUGUGCUGUGUGACUGCUCUGAUCUCCUGUAUUCUGUGUGACCGCGCUGAUCUUCCCUGUGCUGUGUGACCGCUCUGAUCUCCCCUGUGCUGUGUGACUGCUCUGAUCUCCUGUAUUCUGUGUGACCGCGCUGAUCUCCCCUGUGCUGUGUGACCGCUCUGAUCUCCCCUGUGCUGUGUGACCGCUCUGAUCUCCUGUAUUCUGUGUGACCGCUCUGAUCUCCUGUAUUCUGUGUGACCGCUCUGAUCUCCCCUGUGCUGUGUGACCGCUCUGAUCUCCCCUGUGCUGUGUGACCGCUGAUCUCCCCUGUGCUGUGUGACCGCUCUGAUCUCCCCUGUGCUGUGUGACCGCUGAUCUCCCCUGUGCUGUGUGACCACGCUGAUCUCCCCUGUGCUGUGUGACCGCGCUGAUCUCCCCUGUGCUGUGUGACCGCGCUGAUCUCCCCUGUGCUGUGUGACCGCGCUGAUCUCCCCUGUGCUGUGUGACCGCUCUGAUCUCCCCUGUGCUGUGUGACCGGUCUGAUCUCCCCUGUGCUGUGUGACCGCUCUGAUCUCCCCUGUGCUGUGUGACCGGUCUGAUCUCCCCUGUGCUGUGUGACCGGUCUGAUCUCCCCUGUGCUGUGUGACCGCUCUGAUCUCCCCUGUGCUGUGUGACCGCUGAUCUCCCCUGUGCUGUGUGACCACGCUGAUCUCCCCUGUGCUGUGUGACCGCGCUGAUCUCCCCUGUGCUGUGUGACCGCGCUGAUCUCCCCUGUGCUGUGUGACCGCUCUGAUCUCCCCUGUGCUGUGUGACCGCUCUGAUCUCCCCUGUGCUGUGUGACCGCUCUGAUCUCCUGUAUUCUGUGUGACUUUACCCAUCUCUUCUAUAUAUUAUGUGACUGUAACCUUCUCCCGUAUACUGAGUGAUGACUGUACCCCAUCUCCUGUGUACUGUGGAACUAUACCCAUAUAUUGGGACUGUACCAAUGUCCUCCAUGUUUGUGAUCUUCCAGUCUGUGUAGUGUUUUGCUCCUGUUGAUCAUCUCCAUAUUAUGCAUUUCUCUGUUCAGCCUAUAGCUAUAACUGUAUAUAUUACCCACGUUGCAUAGAGAGCACUUAUGUAGAGUUAUUAUGUAGCACAGUCUGUUCAUGCAGAAUUACCACGGAUACCAGCAGUGAAUGUAAGACGGCUGCGCACAUCCUCACUACCUGGCAUAGAAUUCAUUGUCUUCUGUGUGGGAGAUUUCCUCCUUGAACUGAUUGCACAGACUGUAUUGUCUGCUGCUGCUGCUGGUGGUGAGUACCAGAGUUACAUACUGUAUACCGGGGAACCCACAACCUUUAGGACAGCUAGUUAAGCUAUAGGCAACUAAGGGAACACUUCCGACAAGCUAGAUCCAGUACUGGGGCAUUAUAUGGACACACAACUUUGUACAGACUGUUACAAUCAGUGAUGAAUGUUACAUAUUUCAACUUUUUUGUAUAUUUAUCAGCAAAACCUACUCGUAUAUUGGAAACAAUUUACCCCAAUUAGGGCACAAUCCGGUUACCCUGCAUAUGGAUUUUAUGUUUGCCCUGCAGGUGCACCAGCGGAAUCUCUUGGUCAGAUCUGUAACCAGUCUGCAGUAAGGAAAUGUUUUAUUACUGGCUUCCAGAAGGACGAGAGUCAGAUCUCCUGUCCUGGAAGGUUUCAUAACCCUGGCGGCAUCUUGUUGGGACCGUGAUAAUUUCUGCAGGAAAGCUGUAACAGAUCUGACUGUAAUAUUGAUUGCUCCUAUUAUUAUCGGGACCUGUGCUAGGUGAUUGGCUUCUCUAAGAGGACACAUCCAUGCAUACAACUAAACAGAUAGUAAAGUUAUUCACCAGUUGGGUUGUUACCAGAGACCUUAGUAUGCAUUGGAACUGUUUGGAGCCUUUUAAACGUCCAACAUUCAUCAACCGGCCUGCAUUGCUGUGAUCGUACAGCCUGGGAAAUCACAUUGGACGGAUGGCGCCAUUCCCCUGUCUGGAUAUAUGGUGACUGUUAGUUAUUUUAUUGUGGCCCCUAAACUGAUGACAGUAUCCGAUUUGCCUUUCCAUGUUUGAAGUUAAAGUGGUCACAUAUUACCGAUUACCAUCUGGUCAGUUUAUAUUCCCCCACAGCGACCGGACAUGAUAAAGACGCUCCCUCCGCUCAGUCACGGCGAUGGAAAUACCAACCGAGCCGACAGAUGGAAAUGGUGAUCACGCCACAUGUGUGUUCUGAGCAAAGCGUUGAAAGCAAUUAUAUAUAGCAUUGCUUCCCUCUACCUCUUCAUUGCCAAGCCUACGUUAUCGUAUUUUCCCUCCACGUAUAGAGAUUAUGGGGAUGCCGCUGCACAAAUGAGGCGACCUUUCACAUUUCCCUCGGAACCAGGGGUGUUUUUUCCAUGGGGUAAUAAGAUAUGAGCAGCGAUACAGUUCACGACCUCUCACCCCUAUUAACCGCAUUAGCACAUAAAGCCAGUUGAUGCAAUGGCGCUUAAUUAUGACGUGCGUUGCUAGAGCUGCGCUAAAACAAGUAAUGCAUGAUGUAUAUGUUCCCACAGCUGCUGUGUCACACUUCCAGCUCAUAACCAAGGUCUGUACGAGUCGGCUUGCUGGCGUUUGUGCGCCGUACAAAAGGCCGCAUAAUGGAUUGGGACAUUCUGUAGGAAUUGCAACACUACCUUCAUGUACAAAGUUCUGCAGAUCUUUCCCACACCACAAACAGACCGUUCCCGUGUUAGGCGGGCUCCGGAGGUGUCGUUACUAUGGUAUUUUAGCAGAAAGCGGUUUGUGCGCCCACCUGCAGGUUGUGCGAAUAUUAUCACAAAAAUGUCUCUGACCACGUUUGGAUUUAACACAUCACAGCGUCAUCCGUUCUUUCUCCAGGUACGUCAUGUCAACCAAGAUGGGCAAAAAAAUCUCUUCCUGUGUAACUUAAGGGUGAUUUAUUGUGGGGUGGGCGCCAGGACACACGGGGAAACAUCCCGUACCUGUGUCAGCGACACUUAGCGUCAAGAGCAUUUCUGCAAGCUGCAGCCGCCAUACCAGGGUGAGUGUAACGGUUACACCCGGGGGGGAGGGGGAGAAUUAACCGUCUGCCCGCCAUCAAUAAUCCUCAUUUCUGUUUGUAGGGACGCUUGUAUAUAAGCUUAAUGCUACAUAUGGGCAGUAUCUGUCCACUUGGAACAUGGUAUAAAUCUGUAUAUGUAAGUUAGAUGUUUGUUAGUUACUGCGUGAUUUGUGACAUCAUUGUAUGGAUUUAUGUAUUGGAGAUUGUAUUCAGACUCAUACUGGUCCUAUCAUUACAAGAAUAAAAUAUUAGUGGAAAUGAUACAAAUAUU